Messenger RNA from Spirodela intermedia, 4752 nucleotides. The record is from the annotation of a GenBank genome assembly. Lineage: Eukaryota; Viridiplantae; Streptophyta; Magnoliopsida; Alismatales; Araceae.
AUGAUAGUGCCGACGGGAGUGGGGGCGGCCAUCGGAGGAUAUGCGGGCGACGCGCUUCCGGUUGCCCGGGUGCUGGCCUCUGUCGUCGAUUGCUUCAUUUCUCACCCCAACGUAAGCCUCUGAGGUGCCCAUUCCGCGCGAAAUUUUCUUUCUCCCUCGCUGUUUUUUUCUCCGCUCUUCAACUAAGAUUCAGGACGACGCGGAGAUGGGGUUAAUUUCCUUGUUUUUCUCUUUAAAUGCUGUAUUUUUUUGUGUCAAGAAUCCUUCAGUUCUACAAUACUUAACGUGCUAGCUUUUCCAUUUCGGACCAGUCGAGUGUAGAAAAAAGGGGCCCAUUUCAAACUACCUUGUCUGGAAGGCUGUAGCGGUGGCCUUCCCAUUAUUCAGGAUUCCGUUUCUGGCAAGGAUAUCUAUGGAAAGAGUCUAUCUCUUGUAUUGAAAUGUCAUACAAUCGACGCCACAUGUGAGUUCAGUUCAAGUUGGAUGAAUUAUUUAUCUGAGAAUCAAUUCACCUUGGAUUUAUUCCAUAGAUAGACAUAAUGGAUAGAUAUUUGUAUAUGCACAUGCGCAUACGUAGAGUGACAUUGUAAACACUCGCCAAAGUAGUCUGAAUUGAGUUUGAUCAAGAAUCCAUUUAAUCAAUCAAGCUCUGGUUGAAGCCUUUCAAACAUUUUCCAUGCAAUAAUAGAUUCCAUUUAUCCGUUCUAUGGUACACAUUCCCUGCUUUCAGCUGAUAAAAUCUGGUUUUAGCGGGUGGAUGUCUUUUUCUUCUACAUGUCUAGUCAUUUCAUCACAAGUUUAUGACUUGGAGAUGAAGAAGUGCUGCAUAUCUAUUGCUCUUCAUGAGGGGAAGAAAUCAUAAAACUAUACGACACUUCAAUCUCAAUAAUGCUAUAUCAUUUGAAUUUCGGUUAGAUGGGCUUCCUUCCCAUUGCAUAGUGUGCAGUUCUUCUUUCCAUGAUUAGCCUUCUAAAACAGUGCCACUCUUCAAUCUGUGGACGGUGAUGUGAUACUUAUUUAUCUAUUACUGAGUCUUCAUACGCAUAUAAAUUCCUAGCUUUCCUGACUUGGUUUGAAGAGAACAAAAUAGGUGAUGAAUGCGGCUAUGCUUUACUGGCCGAUUCCAAAUGCAUUGUAUGUGGAGGGAUAUGCACUCGACAGAUUUGCAGAAGGAUCUUGGGGACUCCAACCCGUCCAUCAGAAUAAGGCAAGAUUUAUUUUUCAAGGUCUCUCCCCUGAGAACUUGGCUUACUCUGUGAUUUAUUGUUGGUAGUAUCUUCCUCUUUCCAAAGAGUUUUACCAAAGCUGAUAUAUAAUAAUCUUAUUUUAAUAAUUUUAUCAUCCUCAAACUUGUUUCUUUCGCAUGUGACAAUCUUACGGAUCAAGGCCGAGUACUUAUACCUGUAAGUAGUGCAAGAUGUCUCAAUUUCCUUAGGGAUUUAUGCUUUUCUUCAGGAUUUUUCUGCAUUAAGUACCAGGAAAAAGAAAAAACAAUAGAAAAAGAGGAAAGAGUCGAGUUUUAUUUUUUAUUUUAUUGACGAGUCUUAGUCUUGAUUGUUUUGUAUUCAGCAUGCCAUGUCAUGCCAUGUCUUCCUUGUUACAUUUUUUUGAAGUAUUCAACAUCCUUAGUCUGAAGGAAGAAUAACUAUCAUGACGUUCCCUUAAGCUAGUAUGCAUAAAAAAUGUACAACAUAAAGGUAAGAAACUAAAACAUCGUUUCUGAACGAACGAGAUCAGUUAUAUUCUAAACACAAAUGAGAAAAUCUAGUAAAAUAGGUUUUCUUCCACACAUCAGUUCAUCUUAAAAUAGUGAAAGAAUACUCUUUAACUAUAAACAUGGGUGAAUGUAAUUAAUGUUGUGUCAGGAACCGGAUUGAAUCCCUUGACACGAGGGAUUUUGGCCCUCUCCUCUACGGGCUGAGCUAUCCUAUCAGCAUUGCUUCAUAUCACUCGAGUGCUUCUAUUUUUGACAAUUAAAGGGAAAAUAAAUUUGAUCUAACCGAGUCAAAUGUUCUGUCGUAGGAGAGGUUUUCCAUAGAAAGCUGACCAUUGUGACCCACUGUUUAAUUUUUUUUCUAAAAAGGACUGGGAUUACUUUGGUCAUCUAAGUUGAAACUUCUCUGGAAAUGAAGCUAGGUUGGCUUGGUUCUGGAUUCUGGGAUGGAAGAAGAACUUCGAAUUCGGCAUCUACAAGUUGCAGACGCUGCCAGAGCUUCUUUGGGCCUCCCUGUAGUGGAGUACAUUCUUACGGACGCUCCGUUAGAGGUACAAAUCCUUGCCAAUUUAAAUAGUUUGAAAUCCCAUAUCAUCCGUUGUGAGCACUAGCCAGAUUUUGCAAUUUUCUCCCUCAAGACCAUCAGAAUGGGAAAUUUAACCGUUGAGGUCUUCAAAAUGAGUGAGUUUGUAGAAAAUAAUCGUAAUAAUGAUUGACAGAUGUCAUUUUGAUUUGAAAUCUCGUCAAUCCGUGCAGGUUGAGAUAUGGAUAGAUCCUGCAUACGGGAAGUCAACGGGCCGCAUAGGAAACCCGGGCUCAUUAUUAAGAGCAGUAGAUUCUCUGGUCAAGAGGUCGAAAGUCAAUGCAGUUGCUGUCGUCGGACGCUUUCCAGAUGAUGAUAUCGAAGGGGCUGAAGACUACCGACAAGGGAAGGUAGUUGAAAUACCUCUUGAGCUUUUCUUCUAUCACGAGUCUAGUAUUUUUUUUUUUUUCUUUUCUGGAAGACAGGCUAUCAUCUCCUAGAAAUCAACUUGAAUAGUUUUUCUCUCCGUAGAAGGUCCAUGUAAACUCUAUUUAUAAACCGAGCACAUUGCCACUGACCCUAGAUGAAAGCUUACCUUCUCCAUUGUCUAUAUAUCCCUUCCAGGAGCUCUUCAAUCGGAUGCAGUCCUGGUUUUUUACUCUGAUUUCAAAGAAAUCCCCUUAAUUAUUAUUUGAUCUACCCUUUUCAAUCCUCAGCCUGAAUUCAUCAUCAUCGUCAUUGUAGUCGUCACCAUAAUCUUCAUCAUUAUGAGUGGUGAUACGUUUUCUACUGGAAGAUUUCUGCGAUGAGGAUUUUUUUUUUUUUUUCUUUUUGAUGGAAAACAUAGUAUCUGGUGGGUGAGUUUCUCAUGUUUGAAGAUACUCUGAUUAACGAGAUGACAGAGUAUGAGAAUUCUAUUGCUAAUUCGUCUUGUUCUUCACAGGGCGUAGAUGUGGUGGCUGGGGUGGAAGCGAUUAUAAGCCAUCUCGUCGUGAAGGAGUUUCAGAUUCCGUGUGCUCAUGCUCCUGCAUUAUUGCCCCCUCCGUUGACCAGAUCGCUGAGCCCUAAAUCUGCUGCCGAGGAGGUCAGCGACUUACAAUCGCCGUUUUCUUCCAUUACGGAAUUAGUGAACACAGAAAAUACCCAUCUGAAUCCUGGAAAAAACUUUUAGCUGGGGAUGACUGCAUCUUAUGUAGAAAUGAUGUUUUGCUGAUUCCCCGAAGAGGAAGGUCUAUCAACUGUGGAUUCCUUCAAUUUCCUCCGAUCAUACAGCUUUAUCCAUCAAAAAAAAAAAACCCUCAAUUUUCCAGACGGCAUGAUUCAAAGAAAAUGGAGAGAGAGGAGGAAAUCUAUACUACAUGUUUUCUUGUUUAUUUUUCUGAUUGCCCUUUUUAUAUAUGAAUGUAUAAUGUAGUUAUAGUAGGGAUUAUUUUCUAUGAUGCUUUGUUAUGAUUGUUCUCUUACAUUUGAAUUACUCUGGUUUAUAUCUAUCGUAGUUUUCGACAUAUUUCGGUUUAUUUUUAUUUUCAUAAUUAGGUAGCUUCUUCAUGCCAGAUUGGGUACACAUUCCUCCCCUGCGUGCUUGCCGGCCUCAGCAGGGCCCCCCAGUACGUCGUCGAUAGAAGCCGCGGCACUGCAGAGGAUGCCCGCUGCAUACUGGGCAGCGAUGUCGAUAGCGUCGUCCUCCCCAUCGACGCCUGCGGGGGUGAGGCUGCGGUCGCCCUCGCCAGGAGAUCGAGCAACAAGGUAACAUAUGAUUCUUUUCAAUCUUUAAAACAUCCGGUUUCUUUGUUUAGGGUUAGGGUUUUAAUGAUGUGAUGACGAAGGCUAGGGUUUUGUAGGAGGUGUAGAUCGGGCAACAAACAGGGUAUAUAUGUGAUUCUUUUCGAUCUUUAAAACAUCCAGUUUCUUCGUUUAGGGUUUAGGGAUUUAGGGCUAGGUUUUACUCAUGAUGAUGACGACGAAAGCUAGGGUUUUUUGGGUCGCGGUGUAGAUCGGCCAACAAUGUAUACUUGAUUCUCUUCGAUCUUUAAAACAGCCAUUUUCUUUAUUUAGGGUUUUAGGGAUUUAGGGUUAGGCUUUUGAUAUGAUGAUGACGAAGGCUAGGGUUCUUUGGGUCAUGGUGUACGUAGGCCUUGGUGAUCGCGGUGGAGGAGAACACGACGGUGAUGGAUGACACCCCCGAGAAGCUCGGGAUCGACGCGGUACGCCCUUCGUUCUCCCCGGAAACCCUAGUUCUUGUUUUCUUUCUAUUCGAGCUCCUCGAAAACCCUAAUUUUUGUAUUUCUUUUGAUCCGGGCUCAUCGAAAACCCUAAUAUCGCAUUGCAGAUGAAGGUGUCGAAUUAUUGGGAGGCUGUUGGAGUGGUGGCGGCUCACCGGGCGGGGGUCGACCCGAGAGCAUUGCGGAGGAGGGGAGUUGACCCCAUUAGAUGCUUGUCCGCGCUUCAAGUCCCCCCUCUCUCUCUCUUCCUUCGUGGUGAUGUCAACGCUGGCGAGCUCAAUGUUCAUGGAUGA